AUGAACUCCCGCAUGGACUUCACGGACCGGGCCCAGAAGGCUGUGGAGGAUGCCAUGGCCUUGGCUGAGCAGUACGCCCACUCCCAGCUUGUCCCAGUCCACCUUGCAGUUUCCUUGCUCGACCCUCCUCCGGACCCCUCCAAGGAUCAGCAAAACGCUCCCCCAGUCGUCAGCACCUUGUUCCGGCAGGUCAUCGAGCGAGCCCAUGGCGACCCUCAGCUCUUCGAUCGAGCACUCAAGAAGACCCUCGUCCGUCUCCCCAGCCAAGACCCUCCACCAGAGCAUGUCUCCUUGGCACCUCAGUUCCACAACGUCCUGCGAAAGGCAUUGGAGCUGCAGAAGGUGCAGAAGGACACCUACGUCGGUGUCGACCAUCUUAUUACUGCGCUUUCUGAUGAGCCGAGCAUCCAGUCGGCCCUGAAGGAGGCCAACAUUCCCAAGCCCAAGCUUGUCCAGGAGGCUGUACAAGCCAUUCGUGGAACCAAGCGAGUCGACAGCAAGACGGCCGAUACCGAGGAGGAGAAUGAGAACUUGGCCAAGUUCACCAUCGACAUGACCGAGAUGGCCCGCGACAAGAAGAUCGACCCCGUCAUUGGUCGAGAAGAAGAGAUCCGCCGGGUCGUACGAAUCCUGUCUCGACGAACCAAGAACAACCCCGUCCUCAUCGGUGAACCCGGUGUGGGUAAAACCACUGUCGUCGAAGGAUUGGCUCAGCGAAUCGUCAACCGAGACGUUCCCGACAACCUGAAGAACUGCAAGCUUCUGUCGCUCGACGUCGGCGCCCUUGUUGCUGGCAGCAAGUACCGAGGAGAGUUUGAGGAGCGAAUGAAGGGUGUGCUGAAGGAGAUCCACGAGUCCAAGGACGUCAUUAUCCUCUUCGUUGAUGAGAUUCAUCUUCUGAUGGGUGCCGGUUCAUCCGGUGAGGGAGGCAUGGACGCUGCCAACCUUCUCAAGCCCAUGCUCGCCCGUGGCCAACUGCACUGUAUCGGUGCCACCACCCUCGCCGAGUACCGCAAGUACGUUGAGAAGGAUGCAGCCUUUGAACGUCGAUUCCAGCAGGUUCUUGUCAAGGAGCCUAGCAUCUCUGAGACCAUCUCCAUCCUUCGUGGUCUCAAGGAGCGAUACGACCGACACCACCGUGUCACCAUCCUCGACAGCGCCUUGGUCGCCGCCGCCAACUUGGCUGCGCGCUACCUCACCACCAGACGAAUGCCCGAUUCGGCCAUUGACCUUGUCGAUGAAGCGGCCGCCGCUGUGCGUGUCGCCCGAGAAUCUCAGCCCGAGAUCAUUGAUUCUCUUGAGCGUAAGCUUAGGCAGCUGAUGAUUGAAAUCGCGGCUCUCGAGAAGGAACACGAUGAGGCAUCUCAGACUCGUCUGGUGCAGGCGAGGAAGGACGCCAAGAAUGUCGAAGAAGAGUUGCAGCCACUUCGCGAAAAGUAUAAGAGCGAGAUCAAGCGAAGUGAGGAGAUUCACCAGGCCAAGGUGAAGCUCGAUGAACUUGAGAAGCGUCUCGAGGACGCGACCAACAACGGUGAGCACGCCAAGGCCGCCGAUCUCAAGUACGGUGCCAUCCCCGAGCAAGAGUCUGUCAUCAAGGAACUUGAGACACGCAAAGCUGCCGCUGACGCAGCCCUGAACGCAACUGGUGCCGACGUUGGCGGUGCCAUGGUCACCGACAUUGUCACCGCCGACAACAUCAACGAGAUUGUUGCCCGAUGGACCGGCAUCCCUGUCACCCGACUUCGCACUUCCGAGAAGGAGAAGCUUAUCCAGAUGGAAAAGGUUCUCAGCAAGAUUGUCGUAGGCCAGAAGGAGGCGGUCCAGUCGGUUGCCAACGCCAUCCGCCUUCAGCGAUCUGGUCUCAGCAACCCCAACCAGCCACCAAGCUUCUUGUUCUGCGGUCCCUCGGGUACCGGAAAGACCCUUCUGACCAAGGCUCUGGCAGAGUUCCUGUUUGACGAUGCCAAGGCCAUGAUCCGAUUCGACAUGUCCGAAUACCAAGAGCGACACGCACUGAGCCGCAUGAUCGGUGCGCCCCCUGGAUAUGUCGGUCACGAUGCUGGUGGUCAGCUGACCGAGGCUCUCCGCCGGAAGCCCUUCUCAAUUCUGCUCUUUGAUGAGGUUGAGAAGGCAGCCAAGGAAAUUCUCACCGUUCUGCUCCAGCUCAUGGAUGACGGCCGCAUCACCGAUGGCCAAGGCAGAGUCGUCGAUGCCAAGAACUGUAUCGUCGUCAUGACCUCCAACUUGGGUGCUGAGUACCUUGUCCGACCCGGUGUCAAGGAGGGUCGCGUUGACUCUGGCACUCGAGAGAUGGUGAUGAACGCCCUCCGCAACUACUUCCUGCCCGAGUUCCUCAACCGUAUCAACUCGGUCGUCAUCUUCAACCGCCUGACACGCAGGGAGAUCCGCAAGAUCGUCGAUAUUCGCCUCGGCGAAAUCCAGAAACGGCUCGAAGACAACGGGCGCAAGGUGACCAUCGACGUGUCACACGAAGCAAAGGACUAUCUCGGCAAGAGCGGCUAUUCCCCUGCCUACGGAGCUCGUCCUUUGUCCCGUCUCAUCGAAAAGGAAGUGCUCAACAAACUAGCCAUCCUCAUCCUGCGCAACAACAUCCGCGACGGCGAGUAUGCCCGCGUCGAACUCAUCGACGGCAAGAUUGUUGUUCUCUCCAACCACGAGGACAGCGAGCUUGGCGAAGAUGAGGAGAUGAUGGAUGAGGAGGACGCUGUUGACGAGAUGCUUGACGAUAUGGAUCAGGAUAUCUAUGAUUAA
This is a messenger RNA of Fusarium keratoplasticum, 2772 nucleotides long. RefSeq names its product Heat shock protein hsp98. The coding region runs from base 1 to 2772 and encodes 923 amino acids. The transcript has a single exon. Gene Ontology annotation, molecular function: ATP binding; ATP hydrolysis activity. Gene Ontology annotation, biological process: cellular response to heat. The record is from RefSeq and is a predicted model, not a curated record. Gene Ontology annotation, cellular component: cytosol; cytoplasm. Lineage: Eukaryota; Fungi; Ascomycota; Sordariomycetes; Hypocreales; Nectriaceae.